This is a messenger RNA of Theobroma umbraticum, 650 nucleotides long. Its product is annotated as mitochondrial ribosomal protein L51/S25/CI-B8 family protein. Lineage: Eukaryota; Viridiplantae; Streptophyta; Magnoliopsida; Malvales; Malvaceae. Gene Ontology annotation, cellular component: mitochondrial large ribosomal subunit. Gene Ontology annotation, biological process: mitochondrial translation. Gene Ontology annotation, molecular function: structural constituent of ribosome. The record is from RefSeq and is a predicted model, not a curated record.
UUAAGCCCUAAACGCUUAAAACGUACCACCAUUAUUCGCAGUUUCCAUGGUUGUCUUCUCUUCCCAGAAAAAGAAGCAAUAAUCGAAAUUCAACAUCAUUAGAUGGCGUUGCGAGGUGUUUGGCAACUUCAAAAGCUGAUUGUAAGCUAUUGUGAUUGGGGAGGGAGUAGUAGGGGCAUCAGGGCAUUUAUGGAGUCACAGUUACCAACAUUUAAAGAGAAAAGCCCUCAGCUGGAGGUGGUUACUGAACUCAUUCGUGGACAGCAUCCACAUCUGAAGGGCUUUUACAAGAACAAAAAUGAGCGAGUGAUAUGUGUAAAGAAUAUGACUCCAGAAGACAUCCUUCUGCAUGCAACUAGGCUGAGGAACGCUUUGGGAAGAAAGGUGGUGAAAUUGAAGACGAGGCAUGUAACCAAACACCCUAGUGUGCAAGGUACAUGGACAACUGAUGUGAAAUUUUGAGACACAAUAGUACUAGUUCAAACUUUUUCAGCAUGAUUGUUUGUCGUUCUAUUUAGUCAUGAUGGCAACUUGCUGAAACAUUCCCUUUUUGGGGGUAAAUGAAACUGCUCAGCUUUGCACCACCCUAAUGAAAUGAAAACUGUCUCUGCAUGUGUGAUGGGUUUGAAAGCGUAGUAAUAGAUUUUUGA